GAAAGACUGCCAUGGGCAGGUUGAUGGCCUACGCCGGCAUAUAAUGUUACUAUAAUCCAUGAGACUGGCUCGUAUAUCGUAUACCUCAACGUGACGUAGUGGAGCCUAAUGUUUCUGCGCCUGAUAUCCAGGAUAACAUGGUUCGAUCAUACGACUGAUAACAUUGGCUUUCAGAUAGAAAUUUGAGUUCCACAAAAGGUUCGAAACACGGAAUCCGCGAGUUCUGUUGCGUUAAUAUGUAAGGAUAGGGUGGACCUUUAUGCCCACUGUCCGUUAUGGCGACGAUUGUUGGUUUGGUGUGCGGGCAAUUGUCACCGCGGCCGAGUGACAGGGGUGAGUAAGAGGUACAAAGUUACUUUCCCAUAUAUCUUCAUACAGCAGCGAAUCCAAAAGUUGUUCGUUUUGGUGUCUAACGCCUCGCUUCGUAUUAUUGAGCCAAGAUUCUAUAUCACGCCACUUCUCUCGGUCUCGUCGGUUAUAUGGCCCUCAUCCGCACUUGCCACGUCGCCUGUCAACGGAAUAAAACUAUCUCUUUUCUAACUGUGGCGAGAUACUUUAGUCGGCAGAGGGCUGUUUGGGUCAACGAGGCGAGUAAUGCAAAAUACCUGUCUUGUAGGGAACACAGACUUCUCCCAAAUUGCUAAAUCCCGAAUAAAAACGCUGCGCGGUGAAACAACGUACUACCAUACGUUCACAUCGAGCCAUAACACUGGUGGUGUUGAUAAACUUAUCAGAUGUUUUCAUCCCCGAAAGUCGACUUGCGGAUCCGCACUGGGGAACGCUGUUCACGAGAUAAUUCCUGGUGUGGGCCUCCUUUCCAUGUUGUUUAUGCAGGAAUAUCGGAGCUGGUAAGACAGGGCUCGGACAGCAAGGUCGUACUUGCCAUUCGCAAUGCCACACAGCUGGUGGACUUCUUCGACUAUAAUGUGAUAGUUCAGGGCGCCCAUGUACCUUCCUUCGCGACGAGCGAGUUCAUAUCCUAUUUACGACGAUAUGCGACCAAGAAUGGAGAGAAGAUAAUAGCCGUGGCCUUGCCGCAAACUCUUGCCCACAGAUGGCCAUCACUAUGCUCGUUUCUCUGGAAAGACCUUGAUGUUGUCCCUUUGGUGCUGGAAUGUAAGGACCAUUUUAGGCAGCAAGAUGAGCCCGGCGAGCUCGCUACGUUUUUGGGUUGGGAGAGAAAGGAGCUCGAUGAACAGGCGGAUUCAAUGGCGCGGAAAUGUUUACGGUCAUUUGGUAUCGGGCAUGUCCUUCACAACCAUAUCUGUGCCGACGGGAUGGUGGAGGUUGACAAGCGCUUUUGUGUACACGUUGGGGAUAAAGGAGAUUACCAGGAGACUGUGCACCCUGAUACAUGGAAUGUUGUCCAGAAAUUUGCAAACGACCUGAUAGAGAGGAAGAUUAAAAUAGCAUUUUUCAGUAUGACAUGUGAGGGAAAGCCUGAUGUGCAUACCAGACACGCUUUGGUCCGAUUCUCCCACAAACUUGGAGUAGAUACCAAAUGGUAUGUCCCGAAGCCACGGCCCAGUAUUCUUCGAAUCGUGAGGAAGAUGGAGUAUGUCAUGGAAGGCUUAACUGGACCGGAAGAAUACCUUGCAACGGACGAUGAGCUACGGCUCCUGGAGUUCGCCUAUGAAAAUGCUAGACGGUACUGGUUAGCAGAAAACGGGCCCCUACGGCCUCGCUCAGAAGGUGGCGCAGACGUGGUUAUAAUUGAUAGUGCACCCCUCUUGACGUUGGCACUGCUAUCAAAGCAAUGUGACCCGCAAAGACCAGUUAUUUUUGAAAAUAGAUCGCACGUCCAGCAACCGCGAUUGCUGGAAGAUUCGACAAGCCCACAGACUAGAGUGUGGGAAUUUGUGAAAACAAGGCUAAAGCACGUCGACAUUCUAGUCUCCCAACUGCCUCGUGAACUGACACCAUCCAUCAUGUCGGAUAGGUGUGUUGGGUAUAUACCAGUUACAGUGGACCAAUUUGACGGGCUGAAUAAAAGUCUUGCGGCCGAGGACAUCACCUUCUACGGACGGGAGUUCCACUCUUUAUGCAGGGUGUUGGGAUCCUCUACCAUAUCGUAUCCUGACGAGCAAUAUAUUCUCCAUCUCUCACGGUUACGGCUAGGAGACGGAACUAUUCCUCUGCUCGACGCCUACGCCACAUUCUGCAAGAGAUAUAUGGAAGUGCACCAGGGUGCACCCCCGCCUAAGCUGCUAAUUUGUCACCAUGGCCCAUCUAACAGCCCGGAAAACUGGCUCACAUAUGACCACUUGCUGGCACAUAUCAACACUAAAAUGGAGGACCUUGCACAUCGCGUUUGUGUUGUGCAGGUUGGCCCCCAAGACCAGAUGUGGAAUACUCUCCUUACACAGGCUCGUGUUCUCGUUCAACUCUCCAUGGUCCAUGGAAUACCAGAGGUCCUUCUAUGGGCUCUCCAAAAGAGGAAGCCUGUAAUCGCUAGCAGAGAAGCAAGGCUAUUUUCGUUCUUAGACAAGAUGCAAAACGCUUUACUAGUUGAUAAUGGGGACAUCGACACUGUCUCACAACAUUUAUUCCAUCUUUUCACCGAUAAAGAACUCUACGCACGAGUCAUUUCAGAUGCCCCACAAAGACUGCCAGAUAACCUGACUACGGUUGGCAAUGCAUCUGCUUGGAUGUUCCUGGCCUCGAAGGUGUCCCGUCCGGGUACCUUUGAGCCAAAUGGGGAAGAUAUAGAUAAGUUAGCACGCCAGGAGGCAGGGCCGUAUACUUGAAAUGUUCCAUGAAU
Aspergillus pseudonomiae is the source of this 2761-nucleotide messenger RNA. RefSeq names its product putative heat shock trehalose synthase. The record is from RefSeq and is a predicted model, not a curated record. The coding region runs from base 735 to 2747 and encodes 670 amino acids. The transcript is spliced from 6 exons. Lineage: Eukaryota; Fungi; Ascomycota; Eurotiomycetes; Eurotiales; Aspergillaceae.